GCUUUCUAUCCCUCUGUGUCUACCCCACUUGCCAAAUAAGUUUUGCUCUCGUACAGUCGUGAGGUGUUAAAACCAAAGUCCCUUGGGCCGAAAAAGUUUCUGCUACUUUCCAAGUUCUGCGAAGAUUAACAGACCCGCGAACUCAAAGCUCCAAUCUUUCAGAAAAGAAGAAAGGAAGAAAUGCUCUCGAAAAUCUCAGUUACCCACUUGAAAGCAUCACCCUCUGCAUCGACUUCUGGAUUUUCAUGGCAUGGGAAUCAGCGUAGGUUUGGAUAUUGUGCAAGGAAUUCUUCACAGUUUAAUAAGCCUCGGUUCAAGAUUGUGGGGCAGUCUUUGGGAGAUAGAUGGAAGCUAAACGAAAUUGAUGCAAAUGCAGUGCAAGAAAAGUUGAACUCAUGGCUACUGAAGACUCAAAACUUUUUAAAUGAAGUGACUUCUCCACUGGUAAGAACUGGUCAGACUAGAAAGCCUGUCACCAGAGAUGCUUUGGAGACGCAGGAUAUGGAGGACAUAUUUAUGGCUGAACAGACUAUUAAUAACAGAACACCAAAUGGAGUUCUCUCUUUAGCUGCUAUUAUAUCUAUUGAGCAAUUUAGCAGGAUGAAUGGAUUGACUGGGCAGAAAAUGCAGAGAAUAUUUAAAGCACUGGUUUCUGAGUCUACAUAUAAUGAUGCCCGCAAUUUGGUUGAGUAUUGCUGCUUUAGGUUUUUGUCAAGAGAUAAUUCUGAUAUUCAUCCUUCCCUCAAGGAACCUGCGUUCCAAAGACUGAUAUUUAUAACAAUGCUUGCUUGGGAGAAUCCAUAUCGAGAAGAUCUUGCUAAUGGUUCAGAGAAAGCUUCCUUUCAGAGCAAGCUUGUGAGAGAAGAGGCUUUUGUUCGUGUGGCUCCUGCUAUUUCUGGUAUGGCUGAUAGGUCAACAGCACAUAACCUAUUUAAGGCUCUUGCUGGUGAUGAACAGGGCAUCUCUUUGAGCUUGUGGUUGACUUAUGUUGAUGAACUUAUGAAGGUUCAUGAAGGUAGAAAAUCAUAUCAGACUCGACAAAGUCCUGACCUUUCUGAGGAGAGAAUUUUAUGCAUUGGAUCUAGUAGGAAGCGGCCUGUCCUAAAAUGGGAGAACAAUAUGGCAUGGCCGGGAAAAGUUACUUUAACUGAUAAAGCAAUUUAUUUUGAGGCAGUUGGCAUAUCUGGGCAAAAGGAUUCUAUAAGAUUGGAUCUUACUAAACAUGGAUUACGGGUUGAGAAAGCAAAAGUUGGACCUUUUGGUUCUGAUCUAUUCGACUCUGCGGUCUCUAUAUCAUAUGGUCCCGAAUCAGAAGCAUGGGUGCUUGAGUUUGUUGACUUGGGUGGAGAAAUGAGGCGAGAUGUGUGGCAUGCUUUUAUUAGUGAAAUUAUUGCUUUACACAAGUUUAUCCGUGACUAUGGACCGGAGGAAGUUGAUGAAUCAAUAUCUCAUGUUUAUGGUGCUCACAAAGGGAAGGAAAGAGCUAUGACCAGUGCCAUUAAUAGUAUAGCUAGACUACAGGCUCUUCAAUUUAUGAGGAAGUUACUAGAUGAUCCCACCAAACUCGUUCAGUUUACAUAUUUACAGUAUGCACCCUAUGGUGAUAUUGUUUCUCAGACUCUAGCAGUGAACUAUUGGGGUGGGCCACUUAUAUCAAAGUUUCUAGAGGUGGACAACCCACCAGCUCAAGGAGCAAGGGCAUCUAAUGAAAUGAUUGAGAGCAGUAAUCAUGUGUUUGAUAUAGAUGGCAGUGUUUACUUGCAAAAAUGGAAAAGAUCUCCAUGUUGGGCUUCAAGUGCUUCUGCUAGCUUUUGGAAGAGUACUUCAACAAGACAGGGGCUAGUAUUAAGUAAAAAUCUUGUCGUUGCUGAUGCGGCUCUUGUAGAAAGGGCAACAAGAACAUGCAAACAAAAAUGGCAGGCAGCUGAAACCACUCAAGCCACAAUUGAUGCUGCAACCCUUAAGGGAAUACCCAGUAACAUAGAUCUAUUCAAGGAACUUCUGCUUCCUCUGACAAUAACUGCAACAAAUUUUGAAAAACUUAGGCGCUGGGAGGAGCCGCACUUGACUGUUUCUUUUCUUGCAUUUGCGUAUACAGUCAUUUUCAGGAAUUUACUCUCAUAUGCAUUCCCAAUAGCAUUGAUGAUUUUGGCAGCUGUAAUGCUGACACUGAAGGGGCUAAAGGAGCAAGGUCGCCUUGGACGAUCAUUUGGAAAAGUUACUAUCCGUGAUCAGCCUCCUUCAAAUACCAUUGAAAAAAUUAUAGCCGUAAAAGAUGGCAUGCGUGAUGUGGAAAGUUAUUUACAGAAUCUGAAUGUCACUCUUCUGAAAAUACAUACAAUUAUCCUUUCUGGCCAGCCUCAGAUAACCACUGAGGUUGCACUGGUGUUGUUAUCUUCUGCAACGAUUCUCCUCAUAUUCCCAUUCAAAUAUGUUCUUGCCUUUCUUAUCUUCGAUCUGUUCACACGGGAGCUUGAGUUCAGGAGGGAAAUGGUUACAAGGUUUAUGAAUUUUUUGAAGGAGCGCUGGGACACAGUGCCUGCUGCCCCUGUAGUUGUAUUACCUUUUGGAAGUGAUGAGCCCAUACCAGAACCUGUUAGAAAGGAAAACAAGGACGCAUCAAAGUCAGAAAGAAGUCAUAGCAGCAGCAGUUCUGUUUAGAUUCUUAUUGGCAUAUAUGUGGCAGUUUCAUAGGUUGAAAUUCAGUAAUACCUCAGUUAUGGAGAAAGAAAACAUGACCAAAAUGUUCUGAUUCCAUUAUUUGUACAGAAAUUGGAAACACAUUUAGUGUCAAUGUAAUCCUUCUUCAUUUAACUGGAUUGUUUGAUUUGAUUACUUAAUGGCUCUGACUAAAUCAAUCCAGAACCUAUUCAAGAAAGAAACAAGAGAGAGUGCACUGGGGAGGAUUUAGGUUGUUUGCUCCAGUAGAUACAGGUUAAGAGAACUGUCAGAUUCUAGCUUGUUUG
Molecule: messenger RNA, 2966 nt
Organism: Prunus mume (Japanese apricot)
Lineage: Eukaryota; Viridiplantae; Streptophyta; Magnoliopsida; Rosales; Rosaceae
Product: chromosome-partitioning protein, putative (DUF639)
Source: RefSeq, a predicted model, not a curated record